Messenger RNA from Temnothorax curvispinosus, 913 nucleotides. It is a transcript of the gene Pp4-19C, whose product is annotated as serine/threonine-protein phosphatase 4 catalytic subunit. Gene Ontology annotation, molecular function: protein serine/threonine phosphatase activity. The annotation marks the transcript as partial. The record is from RefSeq and is a predicted model, not a curated record. NCBI's taxonomy places the organism in Eukaryota, Metazoa, Arthropoda, Insecta, Hymenoptera, Formicidae. Gene Ontology annotation, cellular component: cytoplasm; nucleus. The transcript has 3 exons. Gene Ontology annotation, biological process: double-strand break repair via homologous recombination; peptidyl-serine dephosphorylation.
CGACAGAUAACGCAAGUUUAUGGCUUUUAUGACGAGUGCUUGCGCAAAUACGGCAGUAUAACAGUAUGGCGAUAUUGCACAGAGAUAUUUGACUAUUUAUCGUUAUCUGCCAUUAUUGACGGCAAGAUCUUUUGUGUUCAUGGUGGAUUGUCGCCUAGUAUUCAGACAUUAGAUCAAAUCCGGACUAUUGACAGAAAGCAAGAAGUUCCUCAUGAUGGGCCGAUGUGUGAUUUGCUAUGGUCAGAUCCCGAGGAUACCCAAGGCUGGGGUGUGUCGCCGCGCGGUGCCGGUUAUCUCUUCGGUAGCGAUGUGGUAGCGCAGUUCAACUCUGCCAACGAUAUCGAUAUGAUAUGUCGAGCCCAUCAGUUAGUAAUGGAAGGCUACAAGUGGCAUUUUAACGAGACUGUAUUGACCGUCUGGUCUGCGCCAAAUUAUUGUUACAGAUGUGGCAACGUAGCCGCAAUAUUGGAACUGAAUGAACAUCUGCAGAGAGACUUUACGAUAUUUGAAGCGGCGCCGCAGGAAAGCCGCGGAAUACCCAGCAAGAAGCCACAAGCGGAUUACUUUUUAUAAAUGAGCCGUUAUAGAGUACAAAAGAGAAACCAUCAGAAUCGCGUCAGAUCCAUUUGGGGAAUUUGCUUCUUCUCUUUCUCUUUUUCUCUCUCUCUCUCCCUCUUUCUCUCUCAGAUCAGGUUACGUUGAUUGUGAAGAAGAGCAACUAAAGAGCGACUGAUUGUGAAGAAGAUAAUUUGCUAUUAUUUUUUACGGCGUCAUGAUUUUUAUGAUUACGUUGGAUCGUUUAUCGCACAUUUGGACGGAAUUGCGACAGUAUGCUUGUAAGGAACCGAUGUAAAAUAAAAUAAAACUCCGAUUUAAGCUGACGUGAUGUGUAAUCUCGUACAAUUUAAAUAAA